CUUCUUGACCUUUGUCGACACUUCUUAUGUGCAUUCGCUGGUCUGAUCACUUCUUCUGAUUUGACCUUUAUUGCGAAAAAAGGACAGGGACACAAAACAGAAAAAGACGGAGUAGAAGAGAGGAGCUGUGUACUCCCCUCCCUAUUCAUACUUUUGCUGUCAUUCUUGGGAUUGAUUCACUUCAAUUUCCCUCAAAUCCCCGCACCUUUCUUACCUCUAUCCUUUUCGACCACCAUCACGCCUGUAACCAAGUGAUCGAAUCAAAAGAUUGUUUCUGUUACUCUUUUUGCAGGCGUUUACAAUACGAACAAUCACACUCUCAAACCUUCCUUCUUUUUCUUCCCUUGAUACUUGACCAUCAUGCGUGCUUCAAUGAUCGCACGCAAGGCUGCACCCGUGUCCUCAUGGACAUUGGCAAACGGUGCACGUAUUCCAAAGAUCGGUUUUGGUACUUGGAAGUUGAACAAAGAACAAGCACAUGCAUCUGUAACCCAUGCUCUUAAGACUGGUUAUCGUCAUAUCGAUUCUGCAUGGGCAUACAAGAACGAAGAUGCAACCGGAGAUGCAAUUCGCAAAUCUGGAAUCGAUCGUAAAGAUUUGUGGAUCACAAGUAAACUUUGGAACACUUUCCAUGGCGAUAAAGUUGAAGCAGGUCUAGAUGCAACUUUGCAAGAUUUAGGCGUUGAUUAUUUGGACUUAUACUUGAUGCAUUGGCCUGUUGCCUUUUCCAAUCCGAACACAUCACAAAUUUCAUCUCUACGUUCCGUUUCGGGUUAUCCAGUCGAAGAAACAAAGUUAUCACAAGAUAUAGCUGCAACAUGGAGACAAAUGGAAGAAAUGGUGAAAAAGGGCAAAGUUCGCAGUAUCGGUGUUUCGAAUUUCAACAUUCGUCGUACAGAAGAAUUGUUAAAGGCCACAACCGAUACUAAUCCAGUUAUCAAUCAGGUAGAAGUUAACUUUGGAGUUCCAAACACUGAAUUAUUGCAUUAUAGCGAAGCCCAUCAAAUCAUGUUGCAAUCAUACUCCACUUUGGGCUCCCACAUCAACCAGAAGAAGUAUCUGGAAGAUCCUAUCGUGAACGAUGUGGCAGGACGUAACAACAUGACCCCAGCACAAGCUUUGAUUGCAUGGCCUUUGGCUCGUGGUAUCGUACCUUUGACACGCAGUACUAACCCUGCUCAUAUUGAAGAAACAUUUGCUGCUGCCGAUAAGGAAUUAGCAUGGGAAGACGUGGUUCACCUUACCGAAGAAUCACAAGCAAGACCUAUCGAGAGAUCCGUCAACCCAAGCGAAUCAUGGAAUACCGAAGAAGAUAUCUUUGAAGAUUACAAAGAUCAAUUAAUGCUUAACUCUCUUAAGACAAACACUUUCGAGGCUUCCCGACCACAUGAAGCUGACGGAUCUCAUUACUUUGAACCCCGUAAUGAUCCAGAAGCACCUGAGCUCGGUCCAGGUGGAACUGCUGUGCGCAAGAUGCACACUGCUACUUCGCCAUUUGCACGUUCUUCUAGACCAACAGUCUCUCAGCAAUUGAUGCGUGGAAUGCGCUCAGGCCGUGCUCCUUUCUCCACUUCAGCAACAAGUCAAGCAACAACCACCACAUCGAGUGCGGUAGAAUCUGCACCACCCGCAGCUGAAGAAAUUCCAAUCGUUGGUCAAAGUGUUUUGCUACGCAAUAAUGCAAAAUCAGCUUCUCAAACGCCUGGUAUUAAAUGGACCGAUGGCGAGGAGGGAAUUGAAAGACAGGCUCGCAAGAUGAAUAUGUAUACGGUAUGUAAUCAACGAUCGCUGUCACAGCAGCAUCGUGCAUUCUCUUCUUCGUCUGUUGCCCGUGCUACUCCAGUCUCAGCAGAAUCUUCCGGAGCUAUUGCUUCAUCUUCUCGUCAACGUGUCUAUCCUGAACGCAAAGCAUUCUUGUUUGGACAAUACAAACGUUUGCUGAAUGACAGCAAAGUUUCAAUCUUGUUUCAACACAACAAUGUUGGCGUUCAUGAAAUGACACGAAUUCGUAAUGACAUCGCCGCUGUGCCCGUUGAUGGUGCAGACGAGAAAAAGGCUCGAUUGACCAUCGUCCGAAGCGGUUUGAUGCGCAAAUUGGCAAAGGUGUCUAGUCAUCCUUCUUUGCGAAAGAACGAGCAUUUGUUCAUUGGGCCGAUUGCUAUGUUGACGUUUGAUACUGUUUCGCCAGCGUACAUCAGCCGUAUUCUUUCGGUGGCCGAUCGUGCCUUGAAAGCUGGACGAGUGGCACCCAAGCCUGCAUUGGGACAACCACACGUGAAAGUUGUUUCCAAUGUGAACACCCGUUUCACACCUUUGGCUGCCAUUGUUGAACAAAGCGAAGGUGUGAAAAAGGUGGUUGACAUUCCAAGCUUGCGCGAUGUAUCUGCAUUGCCAACAUUGGAUGUCUUGCGCAGUCAAAUCGUUGGCUUGCUCAGCGCCACACCUGCUCGUUUGCUCGCUACAUUGAAUCAAGCAAGAGGAGGUCAAGUCGCUUUGACUUUGGAUGCACAUCGUCGUGCUUUAGACUCCUCUUCUUCAUCGGCAGAGCAAAGCGGAUAGAAGGAGAUUCGAAUCCUUUUUCUCAUACAAUUUCUUCAGCACAUCAUUCCAUUUAAUAUACAUUAUGUCUCUAUUCUCUAUUUCCUUCUGCAAACGAAUCGAGCGUGUGCAAACCCUCUCUCAUGAUCAUGCCGCGACUCCAUGUAUCCUGACUAUAUGAAAUCAAUUAUACUGAUACAAACCAUCUCUUUCUUUUUUGCGUUUCCCUUUACAGGCAAUUCGUGAUGCUCAAUCCCAUGCGUUGGCCUCUGAUGAAUCCACCUUGGUAUUCGGAGAAGAUGUUUCGUUUGGUGGUGUGUUCCGUAGUACGAUGGGCUUAGUAGAAGAGUAUGGC
Meira miltonrushii is the source of this 2893-nucleotide messenger RNA. RefSeq lists its product as uncharacterized. NCBI's taxonomy places the organism in Eukaryota, Fungi, Basidiomycota, Exobasidiomycetes, Exobasidiales, Brachybasidiaceae. Bases 361 to 2559 code for a protein of 732 amino acids. Gene Ontology annotation, cellular component: cytosol. The transcript has a single exon. The record is from RefSeq and is a predicted model, not a curated record. Gene Ontology annotation, molecular function: aldose reductase (NADPH) activity.